AUGGCCUCGGCUGCUCGUUCUGCUUCUCGGGCCUUCCUGCGCUCAUCCUUCCGCCCUGCUGUUCGCAGCACUCGCUUUGCCAUCCCCGCUCAGAGCCUCCGUACUUCUGUCCGUGGAUAUUCCUCCGAGGCUGGUGAGCCCAAGAAAUCCUCUUCUGGCGUCUGGGGUGUUGGUCUCGCCGUCUUUGUCGGUGCCGGUGCAUAUUUCUACUUGAACGGCGACUCUGCAAAGGGUCCCUUUGUUCCCACCCAGGCCGACUACCAGAAGGUGUAUGACGUGAUUGCCGAUCGUCUAGCCAACGAGACCGACUAUGAUGAUGGCAGUUACGGACCUAUUCUCGUCCGUCUCGCCUGGCACGCCAGUGGUACCUAUGACAAGGAGACUCGCACCGGAGGUAGCAAUGGUGCCACCAUGCGCUUUGAGCCAGAGUCCGGCCACGGCGCCAACGCAGGUCUCAAGCACGCCCGCGACUUCUUAGAGCCCAUCCAUGCCAAGUUCCCCUGGAUCUCCUACUCCGAUCUAUGGACUCUGGCCGGCUCAGCCGCCAUCCAAGAGCUAGGCGGACCCAAGAUCCCUUGGCGCCCUGGCCGUCAGGACAAGGACCUAUCCGCCUGCACUCCCGAUGGCCGUCUACCCGACGGCUCCAAGGGCCAGCGCCACAUCCGCGACAUCUUCGGCCGCAUGGGCUUCGAUGACCGCGAGAUUGUUGCUCUGAGCGGUGGCCACGCCCUUGGUCGUGCUCACGCCGACCGCUCUGGCUUCGACGGCCCCUGGGACUUCAGCCCUACCGUCUUCAGCAAUGAUUUCUUCCGUCUGCUUGUUGAGGAGAAGUGGACCCAGCGCAAGUGGGACGGCCCUAUUCAAUUCACUGACAAGACCACUUCCACUCUGAUGAUGCUGCCUACUGAUAUUGCCCUGAUCAAGGACGAGGGCUUCAAGCCCCAUGUCGAGCGCUAUGCUAAGGACAGUGAUGCUUUCUUCAAGGAGUUCACUGAUGUUUUUGUCAAGCUCCUUGAGAACGGUGUUCCCUUCCAGAGCAAGCCUGAGGAUCGCUUUAUUUUCAAGACCUCUGAUGAGUAG
This is a messenger RNA of Penicillium taxi, 1080 nucleotides long. RefSeq names its product peroxidase. The transcript has 2 exons. The record is from RefSeq and is a predicted model, not a curated record. Bases 1 to 1080 code for a protein of 359 amino acids. Lineage: Eukaryota; Fungi; Ascomycota; Eurotiomycetes; Eurotiales; Aspergillaceae. Gene Ontology annotation, molecular function: heme binding; peroxidase activity. Gene Ontology annotation, biological process: cellular response to oxidative stress; hydrogen peroxide catabolic process; response to reactive oxygen species.